CAGAGAGGGCACAUGAUACGAAGAAGCUCCCAUUAAUGAGUUGUUCGAAAGUGGUAACUUUCCUCUGCCAUUCCUAAACACAUCUCAUUUAUCGAUUCAGACAACUUCACCAACCUCUCUCUCUCUCUCUUCACUUUCUCUCUCUCUGUGUGAUCUCUUUCUCUCCGUCUCUCUGUUUUCCCCAGAUUCAGAACCUUAGUUGCAAUCCAUCUACACUUUUGUGGGUACCUCCUCGGAUUUUGUCUUCUUCGGGGGUACCCCAUUUCUCUCUUUCGCGCCACAGAUCAGAUCCACACUCCUUCUUUUGUUUACCCUUAAUUGCAAAGGUGGCAACUUUGUUUGGGGAGAGGAACCCCACUGCUUCUGAACAGUUUAUUCUCUUUUGGGUUUGUUGCUAAGUUGCGUUUGGAAGAUGUUAUAGGCUGCUGAAGCUUUUUUCUUAAUUGGUGGGGUUCAUUUGUUGAAACCCAAACACAAAAAUGAUCAGCAAAACUCUUUUUCUCACUUAUGUCUACUUGUUUAUCUACAUCUUGCUUUCUUCUGGAGUCAUAUUGUACAACAAGUGGGUUCUGUCUCCAAAAUACUUUAACUUUCCCCUUCCUAUAACGCUCACCAUGAUUCAUAUGGGAUUUUCUGGGGCCGUGGCAUUUUGCCUUGUCCGGGUCUUUAAGGUUGUGUCUCCUGUCAAAAUGACAUUUGAAAUAUAUGCAACUUGCGUGGUACCGAUAAGUGCUUUCUUUGCAUCAAGUCUAUGGUUUGGUAACACUGCCUACUUGCACAUCUCCGUGGCUUUUAUCCAGAUGCUCAAAGCUCUGAUGCCAGUGGCAACUUUCACUAUGGCUGUUGCGUGCGGCAUUGACAAAGCAAGGUGUGAUGUGUUCUUGAACAUGGUGCUGGUCAGUGUUGGAGUUGUCAUUUCCUCCUACGGGGAAAUACAUUUUAAUAUAGUUGGUACAGUUUACCAGGUCACGGGCAUCUUUGCAGAAGCUUUAAGACUGGUAUUAACACAAGUUCUUCUACAGAAGAAGGGAUUGACUUUAAAUCCUAUUACGAGCUUAUAUUACAUAGCUCCCUGCAGUUUUGUGUUUCUCUUUGUGCCUUGGUACCUAUUGGAGAAGCCUGUGAUGGAAGUUUCACAGAUUCAGUUCAAUUUUUGGAUCUUCUUUUCCAAUGCAAUAUGUGCUCUAGCCUUGAAUUUCUCCAUUUUCUUAGUUAUUGGUAGAACUGGUGCUGUAACCAUCCGGGUUGCCGGUGUGCUUAAAGACUGGAUAUUAAUAGCUCUUUCAACUGUUAUAUUUCCAGAAUCUGCAAUUACUGGGCUGAAUAUAAUAGGCUAUGCUAUUGCACUCUGUGGAGUUGUUAUGUACAAUUACAUAAAGGUUAAGGAUGUCCGUGCCUCUCAAUUGCCUGCUGAAAGUAUUCCAGAUCGGAUCACAAAGGACUGGAAAUUCGAGAAGAAGUCUUCUGAUAUUUAUGUGCCAGAUAACAAUAAUGACAAUGAGGGAAGCAGUGGAGGUAAUGGAACAGCCUCUGAUAUGAACAUUGAUGAAGAAGCACCACUAAUUCCAUCAUCAAGGUUAUCUCAUAUUGGACGUACGCAGAUAACCAACCAUGCAACAGGAAAAUGAAAACCCAAAUACAAGAUUCAUUUUAGAGUACCCUUUUGGAAAAAAGAACUAGAAAGAGGAAGGCUGAGUCAAAUGCACCCUAUUCCUCUUAUUCUUUUUAGACAUUAGGUUUUAUAAUGAAAUCAUAUGCUUGUUCUUUGUAAUUACUUUCCUUUGUAGAAUGCAUCAUCUCUGAUUUACGUUUCUGAAUCCCGGUGUUUGAUCAGAGGUGGAGGACUAAAUGGCCUUAUAUAAUCAGGUCCAAACUGAAUGCAACUUCGGAAUAUGAGUAGUUUUAGUUUUUGCUUCAA
Molecule: messenger RNA, 1918 nt
Organism: Gastrolobium bilobum
Lineage: Eukaryota; Viridiplantae; Streptophyta; Magnoliopsida; Fabales; Fabaceae
Product: probable sugar phosphate/phosphate translocator At1g48230
Exons: 10
Coding region: 480-1628 (382 amino acids)
Cellular component (GO): trans-Golgi network; endosome; Golgi apparatus
Molecular function (GO): antiporter activity
Source: RefSeq, a predicted model, not a curated record